GGUGGGCGCGGCCUAGAAGCGGCAGGAGUCCAACAUGGCGGCCGAGUAGAGCGCCAGCGCCUUCGGCUUCAUUUGUACAAAGAGCGUCACGUUCCAUUCUUCUUUCUUUUUAUUUGCGCUCGUUAUCUUUAGGUCAUCGGACAUGGACAUGGACAUGAAAAAGAGGGUCCAUUUGGAGCUCAAGGACAGAAGUCCCGCCGAGGUGUGCGUAUUGGCGUUGGACACGUGUCGUUCGGGCGACGGCGAGGUGGACGGCGUGACCGAGGAGUUUUCGGCUCUGGAGGUUCUGCGCAUGGUCAACGUGGGCCUCAAGUCGCUAGCCAAAUUGCCUUCCUUGCCCAAACUGCACAAGCUGGACUUGAGCGACAACGCCAUCUGCGGAGGUUUGGAGGCGCUGGCCCAAAAAUGUCCCAACCUGACGCACCUUAACAUUAGCGGGAACAAGACUGUGGACAUGGCUGCCUUGGAGGCUCUGAAGCCCCUGAAGAAGCUCAAAACUUUGGAGGUGUUCGGUUGCGAGGCAGGCGUUCGGGACGACCACCGCGACGCCGUCUUCCGCCUCCUGCCGCAGAUCACGUACCUGGACGGGUUCGAUCGUCACGACGAAGAAGCGCCGGACUCGGACGACGGUGAGCCGCCGCCGAAUGGGUGGCGGAACGGCCCGGGAGAUAACGUUUUCUAUGUCGCAGACGACGGCGCCGGCCCGCACGACGAAGACGAUGACGGGAAUGUCUCUGAGGAAGAGGAAGAUGAGGUGGGCCUGUCGUACCUGAUGAAGGAGGGCAUCCAGGACGAAGACGACGACGGCGAUUACGUAGAGGAGGACGAUGAAGAGGAAGAGGAGGAGGAUGAUGAAGAUGGAGACGAGGAGGCGGUCCGAGGCGACAAGAGGAAGCGAGACGACGACGACGAAGACGACGAAGAUGAAGACGACCAAUAGCGGAAACUGCCGUCUUUGUAGAUGGCGAGUGCGCUCGAUUCUACUAUGUAAAUAAUUUUCAGACAACUUCCGUUUGUUUUUUUCUGAAUUGCUCUUUUCUGGUGUCUUUUUGUGAUCACAUGACCUGCGCGUUUUUCAAUAAAAAAAAUGCGGUGCCAGCGCCAAGAAAUCUUUCCUUUUGACACGAGGCCAUCGACGACCAUCGCCUUUUUAAAUGCUGACUUAUUUUGGGAAGCAGAAGAUUUGCCGCGUUACGGCAAAACCCAUUUAUUUCCAAUGGUAAAAAUAUUUCGAAAUGUACCUUGUCCUAUUGGAUUAGACAUCCAAAAAUUCAGGAAAUCACAAAAGUUUAGUUUUUGCGAAAAAUUCACCAAAAACAUUUAUUUUCAAUGGCAAAAAUGUUUCAAAGUGUAUCUGAUCCUAAAUUUAUUCAUUGGUUACACAAAAAAUGCGCACAAAAGUUGUAUAUCGUGUCAUAGACUUCAUAAUAUAUUGACAGGGCGCGGAGCCUAUCUCCAUCAAGGCUGACCAAGAGGAAAGAGCUUUUUCUGUUGAAAAUUCUUGUGAAUAAAUGCUUAAAUCCCCGAAUUCU
Corythoichthys intestinalis (scribbled pipefish) is the source of this 1532-nucleotide messenger RNA. Its product is annotated as acidic leucine-rich nuclear phosphoprotein 32 family member E-like. The coding region runs from base 143 to 940 and encodes 265 amino acids. Gene Ontology annotation, cellular component: nucleus. The record is from RefSeq and is a predicted model, not a curated record. Gene Ontology annotation, molecular function: histone binding. The transcript is spliced from 6 exons. Gene Ontology annotation, biological process: regulation of apoptotic process. NCBI's taxonomy places the organism in Eukaryota, Metazoa, Chordata, Actinopteri, Syngnathiformes, Syngnathidae.